AACCAAAGGAAGAAGAAAGUUUGCUCUUGACUAUAGACUGCAUCGUGACCGAGCAUCGGUGCAUCAUCAUCAUCAUCAUCACCACCACCACCACCACCACGUAGUUGGACCGCAUGACAUGUGAGAAGUUGAAGAGGAUACCGUUUUAGAUAGGUUGUUUCUAUUAAGGUACAGUUAAGUAAGAAAAUGCCCAGGAAAACGAAGGAGGAAUUGGAGUGGGUGGACGAUGAAGUCGCAGCGGCAGCUGAAAAGACUGUGAAAAAAGGGAAGAAAGAUAAAAAGGGGAAAAAGAGUUUCUUUGAAGAGCUCACCACAGAUUGCAAACAUGAAAAGGUGAAUGAGGUGGCUGGAAAAGACACACAGGGAAAACAGAAAAAGAAAAAAGAUCGACGAAGAGGAAAAGGUGGAGAAGCAGAUGAGGAUGAUGAUACAAACGUCAUGCUGAAGCUGAAAAAGCUCUCAGUGCAAGCAAGUUAUGAAGAAGAUGAGCCAGUCAUUGCCACCAGUGAAGGAAACAAGGGUGGAAACAUCUACGCUGCUCUCAGUCAGGGCCAGAGUGAUGAGGAUGCUGAUAUGGAUGAAGAAGAUAUACCAGCAAAAAAAGUUGUAUCUGAAGAGGAGGAUGCGGCAGAGAAAGAAGAUGCGGCAGAGAAAGAAGAUGCUGAAGAGAAAACAACAAAAACCAAGAGGGCAGAAGCCAAGUCCAAGUCACCAGAUAAUUAUGAAACGGAAGCACAACCAAAGAAGGGGAAGAUCAAACAAAACAAGAAAGGAAAGCCUGCUGAGCGAUCAUGCAGCGAGCAUGAGGAUGAUGAUGAGGAUAGUGACGGAGGUGACAUGAUGAUGAGUGCUGAGGAUGCCAUUGCAGAGCAGGCCAAACCACAGGUUGAGGACCCAAAUGCAAAUCUUAGUAAAAAGGAGAAGAAGAAGAAAAAGAAACAGAUGGAGUACGAGCGUCAAGUGGCUAGUGUUAGGGCUCAGAAUGCCUUGGAGGGGGAUUUCUCCAUUUCCCAGGCGGAGAUGUCCUCCAGACAGGCAAUGCUGGAGAAUGCCUCUGAUAUUAAGCUGGAACGGUUCAGCAUAUCUGCUCAUGGCAAGGAGCUUUUCAUCAAUGCUGACCUUCUGAUUGUAGCAGGAAGAAGAUAUGGUUUGGUUGGACCAAAUGGCAAAGGAAAGACCACAUUACUUAAACACAUGGCUAACAGAGCUCUCAGUAUUCCACCCAACAUUGAUGUGCUACUGUGUGAACAGGAGGUGGUAGCUGAUGACACGCCGGCAGUGCAGGCUGUGCUGAAAGCAGACACUCGCCGCCUGAAGCUACUAGAGGAGGAGAAACGGCUCCAGGCUCGUCUCGAAAAGGGAGAGGACAGUGUCGCUGAGCGGUUGGAAAAGGUCUAUGAAGAGCUGAGGGUGAUUGGAGCUGCAGCAGCUGAGGCCAAAGCCAGAAGGAUUCUGGCUGGUCUGUCCUUUACCCCUGAGAUGCAAAACAGACCCACCAAGAGGUUCUCUGGAGGUUGGAGAAUGAGAGUCUCCCUUGCCAGAGCUCUGUUCAUGGAACCCACACUGCUGAUGCUGGAUGAACCCACAAACCACCUGGACCUGAACGCUGUCAUCUGGCUCAAUAACUACCUUCAAGGCUGGAAGAAGACUCUCCUCAUAGUUUCCCACGAUCAGAGUUUCCUUGAUGAUGUGUGUACGGAUAUCAUGCACUUAGACAACCAAAAACUCUACUAUUACAGAGGGAAUUACUCUCACAUGAUGACGCUGUGUGCUCUCUGGACUAAAUGUUUGAAAAUGUCGGAGACCAACAUGGUUAACGAUAUAGCAGAGUCGUCACAAGAGAAGCAGACCAAGGAUGCCCUGACCAGAAAGCAGCAGAGAGGCAAGAAGAAAGGAAGUCAGGAGGAGGAGAGCCUGGAGGCCACGGAGCUGCUGAAGAGGCCUAAAGAAUACACUGUCAAGUUUACUUUCCCCAACCCACCUCCACUCUCACCGCCCAUACUGGGACUACAUAGUGUUGACUUUGGAUAUGAUGGUCAGAAGUCUUUAUUCAAAAACGUGGACUUUGGAAUUGACAUGGACUCCAGGAUUUGUAUUGUUGGACCCAAUGGUGUUGGGAAAAGUACCCUGCUGCUGCUUCUCACUGGGAAACUAAAUCCUACUAAAGGUGAGAUGAGAAAGAAUCAUCGUUUGAAAGUGGGCUUCUUCAACCAGCAGUAUGCUGAUCAAUUGAACAUGGAGGAAACAGCUUCAGAGUACCUGAUGAGGAAUUUCAACCUUCCGUAUCAGGAUAGCAGAAAGUGCUUGGGACGCUUUGGCCUGGAGAGCCAUGCCCACACCAUUCAGAUCUCCAAACUCUCCGGUGGUCAGAAAGCUAGAGUAGUAUUUGCUGAACUAGCAUGUCGUCAGCCUGAUGUACUGAUUUUGGAUGAACCCACCAACAAUUUAGACAUCGAGUCAAUCGAUGCCUUAUCAGAGGCCAUCAAUGAAUACAAAGGAGCUGUGAUCAUUGUGAGUCAUGAUGCCCGGCUCAUCACUGAGACCCAGUGUCAACUGUGGGUGGUUGAGGACAGUACAGUCAACCAGAUCGAUGGAGACUUUGAUGAGUACAAGCGGGAGGUGUUGGAGGCCCUGGGAGAGACCAUGGUCAACAAGGUCAAUGCAUGAUCACACAGAGGACACACCGCUGUUCCUCCGCCUGGACCAGCUGGCAUGUCUCUCAAAACAACACUGACAGCAAAAAUUGAUUUGUUGGGGUGUUUAUAGGUAUUCCCUUAUAAGCUUACAUUUUCCAACUGGCUGGAGUGUUCAUCUUACAUUAACUUUUCAAAAUAUAUAGAGAAAAUUGUCUGUGAGAACUACUCAAUUUAACAAUAAAACAAAUUCAGUUUUGA
Paralichthys olivaceus (Japanese flounder) is the source of this 2894-nucleotide messenger RNA. Lineage: Eukaryota; Metazoa; Chordata; Actinopteri; Pleuronectiformes; Paralichthyidae. The record is from RefSeq and is a predicted model, not a curated record.